AAGCGUGGGAGUCAAGGGGCGGGGAACUAGCUAUUUGGUUCCUCGCCGAGCACGGCCAUUGGUGCUCAUCGCGCAAAGAAAUUUGUGGGCAGUCCCCGACUGGGGCGGAGGUGAUGGUCUGCAAAAAUGCAUCUUCAUUUUCGAUUCAGCAAGAGGAACAAGCCGCGCCCGACCUCCUAGUUCAUAUCUGUUUCUAGGCAAUCACUUCCCCUCUGAGCGAUAACCAUCGGCCAUGGAUUUCUGUGGUCUUCUCACUUGCACUAACAAGCCAGUGCCCUUGCGAAGCAUCUCUGUGGAUGCCGUCAUCCGGAGCUUUGUGGCUGAUGUGGUGUCUGAGCUCCGGUAUCAGAAUGAGGAGGAGAACCCCGUUGAGGUCAGAUUUGUCUUCCCACUGGAUGCUGUAGCAGCCGUAUAUGCCUUUGAGGGCCUGAUUGGUGGGACACGGAUUGAGGCCCAGAUCCGAGAGAAGAAGCAGGCACAGCAGGAGUAUGAGGAUGCCCUGACUGAAGGCCGCCAGGCUUUCCUGCUGGAAAGAGAAAGAAGCAGCAGUGACAUUUUCGUUUGCACCCUGGGUAACCUUCCUCCUGAUGGGGAGGCCGUGUUGAAGCUGUCAUAUGUUCAAGCAUUGGAUCCAGAACCUGAUGGCGCCAUCCGCUUUGUCCUGCCUGCAGUCCUGAACCCUCGCUAUGUUCCUCAAGACUCAGCAACAGACACCAUCACUAAAAGCAUACCACGAGUGCCCAGGGGACAGCUUCCCUACACACUCAGCCUGUGCGCCAAGCUCCAGUCUCCCUAUGGCAUUGACCAUGUAGAGUCAAAAUGCAGCCUUGAGCCAAUGCGCUACACGGCAGAGGAUCACACCGCAGCCGAGGUUGCCUUAGCUGGAGGGUACCAGUUUGACCAAGAUGUGGAGCUGCUGAUUUAUUAUAAAGAUGUUCACAAGGCCAGUGCUCUCCUAGAGUCUGGGAAGCCUGGAGCACCUGCAGGCUCACUGAUGGGGGACCCAGCCCUUCUGCUCAGCUUGUACCCCAGUGUCCCUCCUCCGAAACCUGAUCAGAAUGCUACUGGGGAAUUCAUUUUCUUGCUGGAUCGUUCUGGUAGCAUGGAUUGCAGAACGGACCAUACUUCUGACUCAUCAUCACGCAUUCAGAGUGCCAAGGAGACCUUGAUCCUCCUGCUGAAGAGUCUCCCUCUGGGAUGUCAUUUCAACAUCUUUGGCUUUGGAUCUAGUUAUGAUUCAUUCUACCCGAAGAGUGUUGAAUACACGCAGGACACCAUGUCUGUGUCGCUUAAGUGGGUGAAGAAUCUGAAGGCUGAUUUGGGGGGGACAGAGAUCUUGCAGCCGCUGAAGGCCAUUUACAGGCAGCCUUACCUGGAAGGACAUCCUCGGCAGCUGUUUGUGUUUACUGAUGGAGAGGUGCAUAACACAGAUGAGGUCAUUGCUGAAGUUAGCCGUCACAGGGGUUCCCACAGGUGCUUCUCCUUCGGUAUUGGUGAGGGAGCUUCCACGGCACUCAUCAAAGGGAUCGCUCAAGCAGCCAGCGGCAGCGCUGAGUUCAUCACGGGCAAGGAGCGCAUCCAGGCCAAGGCACUGCAGUCCUUGAAGAAAGCCCUGCAGCCAGCAGUGACAGGAAUUUCCCUGAAAUGGAACUUGCCUCCUGGUCUCGAGGCCAAGCUUGUGGGAUCAGGCCACCAAGUCAUCUUCCCAGGGCAUCACUGCCUUCUCUAUGCCCAGAUCCAUGGUCAACAUCAGCCUUCAGGCCCUGCCGAGGGACAUGUUCUUCUGCAGUACACCUUCCAAGACCAGACCUUCACAGAGACAAUGACAUUCCCUCUGCAGGCUCAGGAAACUGACAGGAUGCCUGUUCACCGGCUGGCAGCUAAGUUCUUCUUACAGGAAUUGGAGCAGGCUGGGGAGAAGGAAGAGGAGAAGCAGCACCUGGCACUGGAAACCAGCCUGAGCUCUGGGGUGGUGUGUUCACAGACAGCCUAUGUGGGGGUGAACACAGAACUGGGCAAGACAUUUCACACCCCACUUAUCCACCGAGAUGUCCCUCUUAUGUCUGGCUUCUGGAGCACUUACUCUGCAAGUUGUCUGUCUGCUCCCUCGCCUUUAUUGUGCUUGGGUGCACCAUCACAGGGGGCUCUGUCCUGUGAAGAGGAAGACUACUGUGAAGAGGAAAACUACUAUGGAGAUUCAUCCAUGAUACAUUAUGUGGAUGCGUUCCAGGCAAGCGGAUCUCUUUCCUCAAGCGCGAACACCUUGGAUGAUGAGGAGGCUAUCUAUGUGGAAAAGGAAUCUCCUUCCCUGAGCCUGAUCUCCCUGCAGAACGCCGAUGGCUCCUGGGCCCUUGAUGCUGUCCUAGCCAAAGCUCUCAGCCUGAGCGAGGCUGACAUCUUGAGCCGAACGCCGCCUCAGGUGACCCCAAACACAUGGGCGACAGUGCUGGCCAUCCUGUGGCUCCACUCCCAUGCUAAAGAACAAAGGUACGAGUGGGAGCUACUGGAAGCAAAAGCUCUUGGCUGGCUCCGUGCAAAUGCAGGGACUCAGGUGGCUGAGUGCGUCAAAGCUGGCAAUCUCCUGCUGGGAACCAGUGUGAGCCCCGAGACCUUUGGGCUCUGAGCAACAUUUUGUAACCUGAACUAGAAGUUCUGCUUCUUUCUCAUGUGCCCUUGAUUUGCCUGCUGGACCUACUUGCCCUUCUGGAAUUAUGUCAGUGCCUUCUCCUGCUUGAAUGGUGGUUGUCUCUCACCGUGCCUUAGUGGAAGGGUGGGUUGAAGGUAGAUUGUGGCCCACUGGUCAGCUUUGACUUUUUGUGAUGAGCCAACUGACGUACGGUAUGGGUUGUUAUUUUUGCAAAGACUGCUUGACUCUAUAUGCUGCGGGUGAGCCUAGCAAACUGCUUAAAUUCAUAAGCAAGAAAGUGACUUCAGACUCCUUCCUCACGGAAUAAUUAUGAUUUAACGACUAUAAGGGGAAGAUUUUGCAUGCUUGGUUUUAACAUCUCUUGUAUGUAUCUGUAACUUUGGGGAAUCUAGCAGAGCUAAAACAGUGUAUGCAAGAGCCAAAUCCCUGCUCCAGUUGCCUUCCUCACUGAUGACAUAACCAUAUUUCUUUAUUAAAAUGGUUGCUGCUUCCAACAGCCCUUGUCUGCUGCAUCUCAGGAGGUCUCCACUUCUUUUUCCAGUACUUUGUGCAGAAUCCUGUUUUGUGAAAAGCAGAAAGAAAAAUUAUGUCUUCACUACUUUUCUGGGUGUUGAGGAGUCAUAGCAACAGGCUGUCAGACAAAACCAGAAGAGAUUUGUUUGCUGCUGUCUAGAGGCUGGCCCAGAAUAAAAUAAAGCACAUUUUUCUCCCAUUUUGGUUAUUUUGCUGAUAGAGUGAGUGAGUGAUUUCUCACCUAGUUAUUUAUUCUUACAAGAUGCCUUAUGACUAGCAUAGGUAUUAUCAUGCAGCCUUGAUUAGAGUAAAUAUCACACACACACACACACACACACACAGCACCACAAUCCCAAAAUCCAAUCCCAAAUCCUGCUCCUAUCGCAGUAAGAGACAUUUGAGAAUUGAGGUGGGAUGAUGGAUGCUCCAGCUCAGGAUCUCUUGCUUUGGGUUGCGGGUUAACUAGAAGGCCAAUGGAGCCCUCAGCAGUAUAGUGGUAAAUUUUUAAGAUGCUGAUCAUGACUAACCUCAUAGCCACACAUCCAAGGAGAAUCCGAAACUGCAGUUUUGAUCAGUAUCUUCAAACUAGUUCUAGGGGUUUACAUCUGCUAGGAUAAGAUCAUUUUUGAAUCUAAGGAGUUUUAAUUGCCCAUUCCAUUCCAAGCCUCCCCAAAAUGCUUUAUACCAAGGAAUAAAAUACUGCUAAUGCAAUGGUUGGAGUGUCAAUCUAGGACAUUGGAAAACAUGAUUCUAGUUCCCAUUUGGCCAUGAAGCUCACUGAGUAACUUUGGACCAAUCACUGACUCUAUGAAUAACCUACCUCACAGGGUUGUUGGGAGAAUAGGAUGGAGAAAAGAGCAUUGUAGCCAGGCUCAGUGGGAACAGAGAAUUCUGAGGAAUAAAAAAUUGCUGGCAUUCAUCCCUGUGAGGCUCGUCUCUACUGCACCACAGAGGGCUCCUCCAAUUCUGAUUCUGUAUAGAGGAAAAAGCCUGAGAGAUGGGUGGUGUGAUGUGUGGUGUGCUGUGGGACACUUCAGUCUUGGCAUAUAGUGGAAAUUAACCUUUACAGUACUAAAGUGCAUUCCUGUAGCAUGCUCCAGUUCCUCGGUUAAAUUAAACUGCACUAAAAUGUGCAUCUGUCAA
Molecule: messenger RNA, 4303 nt
Organism: Varanus komodoensis (Komodo dragon)
Lineage: Eukaryota; Metazoa; Chordata; Lepidosauria; Squamata; Varanidae
Product: von Willebrand factor A domain-containing protein 5A-like
Exons: 19
Coding region: 233-2623 (796 amino acids)
Source: RefSeq, a predicted model, not a curated record